This is a messenger RNA of Paralichthys olivaceus (Japanese flounder), 4352 nucleotides long. Lineage: Eukaryota; Metazoa; Chordata; Actinopteri; Pleuronectiformes; Paralichthyidae. The record is from RefSeq and is a predicted model, not a curated record.
AUCGGAGCAGGGAAUGGGCCCAGAGGGCAACAUGGUAUCGGGUGCUCCUCCGCCAAACCCUAUGAUGCCUGCCAAUGCCGAUGCGGGGAUGUAUUCGCCAAAUCGCUUCCCACCACAGCAGCCACGGCAUGAUUCCUAUGGUAAUCAGUAUGCUGGACAGGGAACGCCCCCUACUGGCUCCUUCCCAAAUCAGCAGCCUGGAAUGUAUCCACAACAACAGAGUUACAAGCGUCCUGUGGAGGGGGGUUACCCUCCAUCGAAACGUCAUGAGACUGAGUACAGUGGGCCUUUCCCUGGUGGACAACAACCACCGCUGCAGCAAGGAGGCUCCUCUGCACCCUCUUCAGGACAGCAGGAGUCAUACAAUCAGUUCAGCGGCAGUGGGCCCUACCCUGUCUCUGAUCGCCGUCCACCUGGCCCAGGCAAUCAGUUCCCCUUCCCCUUUGGUCGUGAACGAAUGCAAGGACCGACAGGGCCCAACGCUCAGCCCAACAUGCCCCCUCAGAUGAUGCAGUCAGGGCCUGAGGGUCCUCAGGGAGGCAUGUGGCAAGGGCCACGAGACAUGAACUAUCAGAACUUCCCCAGCCGGCAAGGUGGCCCCGGGGUCCCACCCCAGGGGCCAGGUUACCCUGGCAUGACCCGCCCUGAGGAGAUGAUGUCAUCAGAACAGCGCAUGAAUCAUGACGGUCAGUGGGGUGGUCAGAUGGGCCCAAGGCAGCCUCCCUAUGGUCCAGCAGGGCCCGGCCAACCCAUGCCUCGCUCAGUACAGUCUAACUACCAGCCCCCUCAGGGUGUGCAGAACCACAUUCCACAGGUGUCCAGCCCGGCCUCCAUGCCUCGCCCGAUGGAGAGCAGGACAUCACCUAGUAAAUCUCCCUACAUGCACGGAGUAAUGAAGAUGCAGAAGGCUGGACCCCCAGUGCCUGCAUCUCACAUAGUGCCCCCUCAGGUGCAGUCGCCUCUAAUAAGGCGAGACAUGCCUUUCCCCCCAGGCUCUAUAGAAGCUACGCACCCUGUCCUGAAACCACGUCGGAGACUCACCAUGAAAGAUAUCGGAACACCAGAGGCUUGGAGAGUCAUGAUGUCAUUAAAGUCUGGUCUAUUGGCUGAGAGUACGUGGGCCUUAGAUACCAUCAACAUUCUCCUUUAUGAUGACGGCAGUAUUUCCACCUUCGAUCUAAACACACUGCCUGGUCUUCUGGAGUUGGUCGUUGAGUAUUUCAGACGCUGCCUAAUUGAAAUCUUUGGCAUUCUGCGGGAGUAUGAGGUUGGAGAUCUUGGCCAGAAGACACUACUGGAUCCUGAUGCCUUGAAACAAGAUUGGGACAGCAUGGAAGAAGAGGAGCCACAGGCUGAGGACAUGGAACAAGACGACGAAGAAGACGAAGACGAAGAAGAGGAGGAGCGAGAAAAGGACAGGCCAGCUCACGUCAAAGAGGAGGAAGAGCAAAAGCAGUGCAGCAAAUCUCGGGGUAAAGAUGAGAAGACGGAAGAUGAGGAGAGUAAGAGCAAGGGUUCUUCAUCUGAACAGACAAGCUCACUCCAAUCCUUACCUGCCCACGAGAGACCCAAACAGUCCAGCAAGUUUGACAAGUUUCCCGUAAAGGUGGUACGAAAGAAAGACCCGUUUGUUGCCGGCCAGUCCAAUAAUCAUGGCAAAAUGCAAGAGUUUGACAGUGGGUUACUUCACUGGAGUGCUGGAGGGGGGGACUCAACAGAACACAUCCAGACCCACUUUGAACCACGCAAAGACUUCUUGGAGCCUCGAGUACGAAUGCCUGUGCCCCAGGUUUUACUGAAGAGACGAGUUCCAGAAGAAGAACUGCAGGAAAUCUGUUUACCAAAUGAGGAGGAGAAGAGGAAGCAUCAAGAUGAAGAAGAAAGGCCUCAAGAGUCAUCUUCCUCAGAGAAAGCAGCUGUCUCGGAGAAGGCCAGCCCCACACCCAGCAGUGAGGAGGAGAGGAAAACACAGUCUGAGACAAAGACAGUUGAGAAAGAAGCUGCAAGUCUCCUGGAUGAAAACGGACCUUUUCUCUCCUCCAGCAUCAUUUUAACCCAGCGGGCGAAGCAGAUUGGCUCCAUCUUGGAGGAUGAGCCUCACAGUAAAGAUGAGGGGCCGCUCAUUGCACUGGCUACUUGGCAGGAUUCUUUAGCCCGCCGUUGCAUUUGCAUCUCCAAUAUUGUCCGCAGUCUCUCCUUUGUGCCAGGCAAUGACCACGAGAUGUCCAAACAUCCAGGGCUCUUGCUGCUGCUAGGUCGCUUGAUCCUGCUCCACCACAGGCACCCUGAACGCAAACAGGCCCCGCUCACAUACGAGAAAGAUGAGGAUUCAGAAGAGGGAAUGGGCCAAAGGGAUGAAUGGUGGUGGGACUGUUUGGAGCUCCUGAGGGAGAACACGCUGGUAACUUUGGCGAACAUCUCAGGCCAGCUGGACCUUUCCAUUUACCCCGAAAGCAUCUGCUUGCCCCUAUUGGAUGGUCUUCUCCACUGGGCUGUCUGCCCCUCAGCAGAAGCCCAGGACCCCUUCCCCACGCUGGGCCCACACAGUGCUUUGUCACCUCAGAGACUGGUCCUGGAGACGCUAAGCAAAUUAAGCAUCCAAGACAACAAUGUGGACCUCAUCUUGGCCACUCCACCAUUCAGCCGGUUAGAGAAGCUCUACGGAAACCUCGUGCGGCUGAUUGGAGACAGAAAGGUUGCAGUCUGCAGGGAGAUGGCUGUGGUCCUCCUGGCCAACCUUGCCCAGGGUGACACUAUGGCGGCCCGAGCAAUCGCUGUUCAGAAGGGUAGUGUGGGCACCUUGCUGGGUUUCCUGGAGGAUAGUCUGGCUGCCACACAGCUUCAGCAGAGCCAGAGCUCUCUACUUCACCUACAGGGGAUGCACUUCGAACCCACAAGCCCGGACAUGAUGCGGCGAGCUGCCCGGGCUCUGCACGCCUUAGCCAAGGUGGAGGAGAACCACUCAGAGUUCACACUACACGAGUCCCGACUCCUCGACCUUUCAGUGUCUCCCCUAAUGAACUCGCUGGUUUCUCAUGUUAUCUGUGAUGUACUCUUUUUGAUUGGCCAGUCAUGACAGCUGUAGGGAGCCGUGGCUCCUCGUUUUGGGGGGUUUCUCCCCAAUCCCCUCUUCCCUGGUAACCUGGCUUGUGUGUGUAACAGGGCAAGGAAAGUUCAAGUGACUGUCUUUAAUUUAUGAAAAUCCUUCAGAUUCCAUUCUCUGAGCCCUCCCCAGGCCGUCCUUGCUCGAGGAGGAUAAUCACAGAGCUGUGGUGGAUUACAAACCAGAGAGAUGCCCACAAAGGGACACUACUUGCAACACGAAUGCCAACUGGAUGACAUGGAGCAGAGCACCGCGGUUGGGAGACUGUUCUGCACUUGGGGGAAAGUACUUUUUAAUAAAGAUAAAUAAUGAAUAAAUAAAUAGCUGAAAAACAAAAACUGUAACCAAAGUUGCUGUCUCGUUUACAGUGAGUUUUGGAGACACAGUGUGCCCUAGCUCUCGCCUCGAGGGCACAGAGAGUCUAACUGGUUGACGUUCAGAGGUGAAGCAGACUGACAAGUGGCCUACUGGUUAUAGUUGCUGUAGUUGGAUUCUCACCAGUCAGCCCGACAGCAGACAAAGUGCUGUCAGUAGACACCUUCACCAGGGAGGCCUGUGCAGUGUGCAGUAGAUUGUAGGACAUUUCUGUACCAUACUGCUCUUGAGUGUAAGCAUUCUGUACCACACGUUUCACACAGAAGCUGACAAUGCAGCUCUUCUAGAGUUUUGAGGUCAUUUUAGUUUGGUGUUAAACAGAAAAUGGCUUUCUUCCCCAAAGUAUCAAGAACCUACAACACCCUUACCUCCUCUUAUCCCUUGAUUGUAUGAAUACCCUUAUGAAAAGAAAUCACCUCUUAGGACUGGUUUUCAACUUCAAAUACAGCUUUGCUGUGGUGUAUAUAUAAUGUUGUACAUUACACUUCCUUUCUCUGUGUCUGUCUGUGUCACUAUUCUCACACUUGUUUUGGUGAGGGAUGGAGGCUGACUUGUGAGUUUGGUCCGUGACCUCCAGUCCCUGCCAAUUUAGACCCACUCCUCUGGUCUCUCCACAGCUCUGUAGUACAGCAGACACGGCUCGAACCUGUUAUCUCCUGGUACAACAGAAAUAAACUAGAUGAAGUACACAUUGACAACUUUUCUCCGAUCAUGGAUUCUGCAUAUUUGUAUUUCAGACUAUGUAGCUAAGACAACAUGUAAAUUCCUCCCUCUCCCUUUUUUGGCUCAACGAAUAUCAUUUAUUCAGUAUGAAAUCUUUAUACUAUAUGUUCCACGUGGUAAGAAUAAAUGUACAUUAAAUCUUCGUAAGCUG